Molecule: messenger RNA, 1230 nt
Organism: Penicillium malachiteum
Lineage: Eukaryota; Fungi; Ascomycota; Eurotiomycetes; Eurotiales; Aspergillaceae
Exons: 1
Coding region: 1-1230 (409 amino acids)
Source: RefSeq, a predicted model, not a curated record
AUGUCGACUGCCGCUGUGAAACGAGCUGGUACGGGCUCAAGCGCCGCUGUCACAGGUGUGGCCGCAGGCGCGGGUGUUGCUGAAACAACAACUUCUGCUGAGGCUGAGUCCACGAGCGCAACCCCUACGGAAGCCACCUCGACUACUCCAACUUCGACUAGCGAGAGUUCGACCAGCACCAGCACCACCAGCACUAGUACUAGUACCAGUACGACUAGCACUAGCACAUCUACAACUGAGCCAACCACUUCAACCACUUCCACUACUUCAAUCCCGACUACUACUUCUUCUACGACGACUACGACCUCUUCCGAAACCCCUGCGUUGACCACCUCCACAAGUCAAGUUGAGCCGACUUCUACUUCAUCCAGCUCCCAGGGUGAAACUACUAUCUAUGUGACUUCUACUGCAAAUGGUGUUGUGGGUGUGUCGACUGAGACCUCCGCGAUAAGUUCCACCACUAGCUCGGCAGCUUUGUCGACUUCAACUGGAAGUGGAGGUGGAGGUGGUCUCUCUGCAAGUGGUACUAUUGCUGUUGCUGUGGUGGUGCCAGUCGUCUCUGUUGCCCUGAUUGCUCUCUUGGCGAUCUGGUUCUGGCGCAAGCGCAAGGCUAACAAGGCCAACGAGGAGGAACGUCGCAAGGAGGUGGAGGAGUACGGUUAUAACCCGAACAAUGACGCUUCUUUCCCUGGCAUGAUGGCCGCGGCGCCCAAGGAUGACACUUCUGGUUACCGUGGCUGGGGAACCACCUCGGCAGGGCGUAAAGCCUCGACUAAUCUGUCCAGUGGAAUGGGAAUGGCCAUGUCUGAAGGCAGUGGCCAGUAUCACCACCAAACCACCCCUAGUGAAGGAACGGUGCAAUACUCGGACGGUGUUCGACCUGACUCUGGCGAGAUUGUUGAACCUGUCGGUAUUCUCGGGGCCGUUCCCACCGCCAACAACAACAACCGCAAUGGCGAUAUCCACCGUGGACCAUCUAAUGCAUCAUCUGCUUAUUCGGCUGCCAAUCGAUCGGAUGUCUCCGAGGAAAGCCACAUGUCUGCAGUACAUCCAUCUGGUGGCUACUAUGGAGAGAGUCCUUAUUAUGGGGAGGCGACUGGACACGGGGCUUACGGAGAUGAUAACUACCAGCCCGUGAUUCGAGAUGUGCAGGCUCGUCGCAAUACACGCAUUGAGAACCCGGGUGUAUACCCCCGACAAGGGAAUGCUGGUAUUGCCCAGAAUUUCUAG